AUGCCCAAAUCUAAACGUGCCCAACGUGUAACGAUCUCGAAAUCAUCGAAAAAAUUGAAAGCGAAUCGUGGUCUUGAAUUAAAACAAGAAUUGGUGAAAAAAAUUCGUACACGUCUCGAUGAAUGUUCACAUCUAUUUGUCGUUCGUCUUUAUAAUGAACGUACAGAUAAAUUACAAACCGUGCGUGCACAUUUUCCACGAUCAGAAUCAUCAUAUUUUUUCUUUGGAAAAAAUCGCGUUAUGCAAUUAGCUCUUGGACGAACACCAGCAACGGAAUAUUUACCAUCAUUAGCAAAAAUAUCUCCAUAUCUUGUUGGUAAAAUGGGUUUAAUGUUAACAAAUCGAAGUCCACAAGAAGUUUUAGAAUAUUUUAAUAAAUUAGAAAUGGAAGAUUAUGCCAGAGCAGGAAAUCGUGUUAAAGAAACGGUGAUCAUUGACGAAGGACCAUUAGAUGGUUUUCAACACACAAUGGAACCUUUAUUACGAUCAUUGGGAUUGGCAACAACAUUGAAAAAGGGUAUUAUUCACUUAAUUAAACCUUUUACAAUCUGUAAAAAAGGUGAUACAUUAACACCAGAACAAGCGAAAUUAUUAAAACUAUUUCAACAUCCUUUGGCACAAUUCAAAAUCAAAGUGAAACUUCAUUGGGAUAAAAAAACUGAACAUGUUCAAGUUUUCGAUUUACAAGAAAGCGAUGAAGAAGACAACAAUGAUGAACAACAAGAAAUCGAUGACGAUAAUGAUGAAGAAAUGGUUGAACAAGAUGACGAAGAUAAUUAA
This is a messenger RNA of Adineta ricciae, 780 nucleotides long. The record is from the annotation of a GenBank genome assembly. NCBI's taxonomy places the organism in Eukaryota, Metazoa, Rotifera, Eurotatoria, Adinetida, Adinetidae.